AUGACAGCCGAUCUUCCGUAUCAUAUGCUCCUUCCCUCAGCACACGCUGUCCUCCCAGCAGGCUUUUCGCGUGAUCCGUUCAGUGACAGCAUUCUUGACACCGACGCUGCGGAACUGGCUGUGCCGGCCACUUGUCCGUUUAUCGCCACCGACCCCGCCUUCCUUGAAGUUCUUGGUCCGAAGCCCGUUGUCAGAGUCCUUGCUUCGGGUGUUCCGGGGUUUGCUCACGAAGCGGGAGUGUAUGUCCCCAGCACGUCUGGAGGUGAGGUGUGGUUCACCAGCAACCUGAUCACCACCGAGUAUGGCGACGACCGUGCUGCAUCUGUCGCCUCCCCCCAACUCAAAGCGCGCGUCAACGUUCAGACUGUCGAUCUCACCACGGGUAUCGUACGCGCUGUCCCCACAGCCAUUCGAACUGGCAAUGGAGCAUGUCCCUAUGGCAGCAAGUUGCUCUUCUGUGACCAGGGCGAUGAUUUCACCCCUUCCGCCCUCACCAUCCUUGACCCAGUCACUCACGCCGUGACCCCAAUCCUCAACAACUUCCAUGGACGCCAGUUCAACAGCCUAAACGAUGUUAUUGUGCUCCCGCCACCACCGGCCGCCGCACAGGACUUGAAUGGACGUGCACCGGCCACCGGCCCCACUGUAUGGUUCACCGAUCCGACAUAUGGACAUGAGCAGCAAUUCCGCCCAGUGCCGCAGUUACCACCGCAAGUGUACAUGUUUGACCCUAAGAGUGGUGCUGUGCGCGUGGUCGCAGACGGGUUUGACCACCCCAACGGUAUCUGUUUCUCGCCCGACAACGGUACAUGCUAUGUGACAGACACUGGCCACAUCCAUGGUUCCGGACGGCUUGACGCAACACGCCCCAGCACAGUAUAUGCGUUUGACGUCGUAUGGCGGGCCGGCGCACCAUCGCUACACAACCGCAGGGUGUUUGCAAUGGCCGACUGUGGAGUGCCAGAUGGCAUCAAAUGUGACACGUUCGGAAACGUGUACUCGGGCUGUGGGGAUGGCAUCCACGUAUGGAACACUGCCGGCCAGCUCAUAGGCAAGAUUGUCCUCGGACGCGCCGACAACAACCCUGGCGCCGGCUGCGCAAACUUUUGCUUCGUUCCCGGUGGCAAGAUUGUGGCGUUCGCGGAAGACAGAAUCUAUAUUGUCGAAGGGCUUGCAGUUGAUGGGACGUCUGUGGCCGGCAUACCAAUGGGAGAGGCAGAUUGCAACAAGCCGGUCGCUCUGUCGGCCAGGGUGUCGGAAUACCUGUCUGUUGCCAUGGACAGACGUUCUGGCCAGCGCAUGUCAAGUGAGUUGCACUGCAAUGGGUUUGAGGCUUCGUCUUGA
Messenger RNA from Apiotrichum porosum, 1344 nucleotides. RefSeq lists its product as uncharacterized. Lineage: Eukaryota; Fungi; Basidiomycota; Tremellomycetes; Trichosporonales; Trichosporonaceae. The record is from RefSeq and is a predicted model, not a curated record. The coding region runs from base 1 to 1344 and encodes 447 amino acids. The transcript has 7 exons.